GCAGGGUAAUCGAGCCUGUGCUCUAGUUUCUCUUCUCACACAGAUGCUGCCGCUGGGUCAGUGUCAUGCCGUCUUUUAAUAAUAACAGAGUCAAAACAGCGACAGCGAGGAGAAGCUGGGGAAACACUCACAUCAGCAUUUCUGCUUUUUGAGACGAGCCAACGUGGACAAUGUGACAUAACCCAGCUGCAACUUCCGAUACAAAAAGAUUAAACGCCCUUUAUCCACCUUUUUAUUCGUCUUUCACGACCUCUUCAGGGCUGCUAUUGUCUCGCUCACCUUUGACACAGCUGGCGGGCAGUCACCGGCUCUACUUGUGCGCUUCAUUGCGGUCAUCCAUCUGCGAGGAGGCCUGCGGUUUGUUGGUAAACACGAAUCGGAUCCCGACGGCAAGGACUCCAUCUGGUGCAUUGAUGCACCCGUUUCAGUGGUGUAACGGGUGCUUCUGUGGUCUCGGACUCGUUUACUCCAACAAGUCGUGCACCAUGCCGCCCAUCACCUUCCAGGAUCUACCUCUCAACAUCUACAUGGUGAUCUUCGGGACAGGCAUCUUUGUCUUCAUCCUGAGCCUCAUCUUCUGCUGUUAUUUCAUUAGCAAACUACGACACCAAGCACAGAGUGAGCGGUUUGGAUACAGAGAGGUAGUUUUAAAAGGAGAUCCAAAAAAGUUGAGUCUUCAUGGGCAGACGUGUGCUGUGUGUCUGGAGGACUUCAAAGUGAAAGACGAGCUGGGAGUGUUGCCAUGCCAACAUGCUUUCCACAGGAAGUGUUUGGUAAAGUGGCUGGAGGUGCGCUGCGUCUGCCCCAUGUGCAACAAACCCAUAGCCGGCCCGCCCGAGCAGCACCACAGUAUAGGAACUCUGCUGGAUGAACUGGUAUAACCUCUCAGCCUCAACCAGCCUGGUUGGGACGCCGACGCCUGGCCAAACUAGCUGGUGUGAGUUACAGACCAUCAGGAAGAGGGAGACCGCUUUGCUGUUUAAACACGGCAAAGCACAAAAAUGAACUGAAGGAUGCUGUUGCCUAGCAACAAUCUCCAUGAUAGCAACACAACACCUUGUGGUUGAGAUUAUCUUCAGCCGCCCACACAUCACUCCAGCCCUCUCCUUUCACGAUCCCGUUCUACAUGCCUUUUCUCCACGUCCCUCACAUCCUCUCUUGUUGGUUCGACUGAGGUUAACAACAGCACUGAACGGAGGGCAGUUUUUUCUCACUGAAGUGGACAAAUGAGUGUUGAUGAACAGCGGUGCUCGCAAGAAGAUGCCGAUCCCCCCUGAGUGUGUAUCAAUGCUGCCUGUCAUGUGCUACCUGGGGUUAAAUAUUAUCCAUAUUGGCUGAGUUAUUUAAAACUCAAAUGGGAAAAAUGAUUCCAUUACGUGGCACUCCAUGAAUUUUUUUCAGUUGACAAGUUUUGAGACAAAAUUAUAGUUUGUGUUUGACAUUCCCAGCAGUAGCUCAAGGUCAGUUUUUAAGAUGCAGUAGAAAAGAAGAACAAACUGCAGCCGAGG
Messenger RNA from Pundamilia nyererei, 1508 nucleotides. RefSeq names its product ring finger protein 122 (gene rnf122). The transcript has 6 exons. The record is from RefSeq and is a predicted model, not a curated record. Gene Ontology annotation, molecular function: ubiquitin protein ligase activity. Gene Ontology annotation, cellular component: nucleus. The coding region runs from base 414 to 881 and encodes 155 amino acids. Lineage: Eukaryota; Metazoa; Chordata; Actinopteri; Cichliformes; Cichlidae. Gene Ontology annotation, biological process: ubiquitin-dependent protein catabolic process.